CACACGGGGCGGCCAUCGCAGCCCUGCGCCGUCACGCGAACAGGCGACUGGAGACGAAAUUCGCCUACCUCCAGCGGAACCGAAAAGCGGCGGAUCGAUGCAUGGACGGAUAUCGAGCACACGGGGCGGCCAUCGCAGCCCUGCGCCGUCACGCGAACAGGCGACUGGAGACGAAAUUUCGCCUACCUCCAGCGGAACCGAAAAGCGGCGGAUCGAUGCAUGGACGGAUAUCGAGCACACGGGGCGGCCAUCGCAGCCCUGCGCCGUCACGCGAACAGGCGACUGGAGACGAAAUUUCGCCUACCUCCAGCGGCAUCCACCAACCACCAAGCCAAGUCUCGAUCAAGUCGUGCGGAAUUGCAAAGAACCAAGCAUUUCCUUUGGGUGUGCUAAGGGAGAGGAUUGGAGUAUAUACACCAAAAUGUCUUCUCUUAUUCAGUUAAAACAAUAUUGGCUCGAGUGGCAGCCUACGGACCCGGCAAACAUUAUCGAAUCCCUCAGUGCGGACACCAGCGGAUUGAACGUUAUUCCAUGCAUUCGGUCCCGAUCAGAUUGUAAAUGAGACCAGGCUUUUAUCAGCUCACAGAAUAACAAGAAGGAAGCAUCCAAACAAAUUCAUUUGUAACAUGGUGGAUAACAAAGUCCCUCCUUGAAAACCUACUUCAGUCAUUUGACGAUUAAAAGUCCAGCGAGAAAUGAAGUGAAAGGCGAUUUGAAAACCACGAGAUUGUUUUUGCCAAUGUUUUGAUCUGAGGGUUUAAAGAACCACUUUUACAAUAUUGGAGAUAUGUAGUGGAAUAAAUGCCUGGAAAGACAAUUAUUGUCUGACAAUAUAAACUAUAAAUUGAAACCGGAAUGCAAUGAUAAGAAAGGGAAAUAUGGAAUAAAUGCCUGGAAAUACAAUAUAAACUAUAAGUUUAAACUGGAAUGCAAUGAUAAGAAAGGGAAAUAAACUAUUGCUAAGUCUAAAGAACCACUGAAGCUGAAGAAUUGAGAUACAACAAUCUUUGACUGACUUUAGGUGUAAGACUUUCGCCCAGCUAUUGUAGACCGCAUGGAAUCGAUUCAAGUCCUUUAAAAAUUUGUGAAUCAAGAUGAGAAUGAACUUAGUGAAUCUGUAAUUGCUGCUAUAUGUUUUGGCUAAAAUAU
Molecule: messenger RNA, 1149 nt
Organism: Dendronephthya gigantea
Lineage: Eukaryota; Metazoa; Cnidaria; Anthozoa; Malacalcyonacea; Nephtheidae
Exons: 11
Coding region: 98-562 (154 amino acids)
Source: RefSeq, a predicted model, not a curated record